Messenger RNA from Asterias rubens (European starfish), 4609 nucleotides. RefSeq names its product ankyrin and armadillo repeat-containing protein-like. Bases 160 to 4509 code for a protein of 1449 amino acids. Gene Ontology annotation, molecular function: protein binding. Lineage: Eukaryota; Metazoa; Echinodermata; Asteroidea; Forcipulatida; Asteriidae. The record is from RefSeq and is a predicted model, not a curated record. The transcript has 21 exons.
CCUCUUGAUCAGAUGUGUUUUUCUUUCUCCAUAAUUACGGUACAGCUUCAAAUUUGGUUUUCAAAUCACUAACUCUACGUGACACGCACUGGUUUGGCAAAAAAACAAUAAGGACACGAACAUGACGUAAAUACAGUUGGUAGAGUGAAGCACGGCGUCAUGGCGGCUAAGAACCUUGAGAGUAGCAUGCAUGGCUUGUCCAUUGGUGAAGACCCAGCUCUUAUUGCCACAGCGACAGCUAAUCGUAUGGCAACUCAAUUCUUUGAGAAGUUUGAGCGUUUUGAGCUUCAAGAAACAAUCGCUCAGACGUCUUACCAUUGGUUUGUGUCGGCGGAGGAACAUAAGCUACAAGCUGAACCACCAUCUGGGGUUAUCAUGUCCAUGCAGCCAUUUGCAGAUAACAACUGUGUCCUACUACUGCCGUAUGAUUCAACUAUAGAGCCUUUAGACUAUCGUGAGAUUCAUCAAGUCUUAAGAGAACUUGUUGUCGGUAUUUACGGUCUAAAUCAAGUCCCUUCAUUGUCUCUUGAAGUAAACUUUGACCAAGCGACAACAUGUCAGUUACCUCCAGCGUACAUAGAUACGCAUCUCGGUCAGACACUUAUUAAUAUAGACUAUAUGAUGAAAGGAUUGUGGCAUGGAGUAUAUUUCCCACGGGAUAAACGGAUCAAGUUUAACGAGAGAUGGCGCUCAAGUCUGGAUGUGAAUGCAAUGGGAGAACCCCAGAGUAAGAAAGUCAUUCUGACUGAAUUCAUGAUGGCAGGUAUGAUGGACAUUACAAAAGAUCCCGACUUCAGUAGUAUUUACAACAACAUGCGUCUAUUCCCGAUGAGUGAGCACGACGCUAACGCAGAUAAACGUCUGUUCAUGCAGUACGUUGACGAUAUGAGCGUCCAACUCACAUGGAGACAAGAUUCCAUUCAGCAACAUCAGAACCUCUUCAUGAUAGACACGGCUUAUGAAGUCACUAGCGUUAUCCGACUUGGUGAAGAGAGAAUUGAUCAUGAUACAUUUGAGCGAUUACAGACAAGAUUACACGCUCAUGUUGAUGUGAUUCAGAGGAACCUAGGGAAGAAAGCAGAGACUCGUAGACAACUAGAGAUGGCUAAACUCAUCAGUUUCUUGAUUCCAUUCCUGAUUGGAAUGAGAAGAAGAAAUAAAGUUCCUGAUAUUAAGAGAUUGCUGCCACCGUUGACAGCUGACGAAUGUAAAACAGAACGAGAACUUCCUCCCUUGAUGCUCUCCCCAACAUUCCGCUGCCCUAACUUCAACUCCAGCAACAAAUACUUCCACCUUCACGGGGGUAUGACCUUUGACAUUGAGACUGACCCCUGUGUGAACCCACCCGAUGAGGUCAUUGAGAAAUAUGAGGAGAUUAAGUUGGAAGCGAUGGAUUAUCUUGCAAAGAUUACUGAUCCUAACCAACCGCUGCAUGAGAAUCUGCAUGUACCAGUCACAGAGAUUGCCGGCAAAAAGUAUUUCAUCUUGUCCAUGGAUUUUGAGACUUACUACCCAGUAUCGCCUCCUCAACCUCUCUGGGCCCACGCCUUUUAUGACAAGAUUGCAGAGUUGAAACCAAAGCGACUUCCAUUGACUGACAUCCAGAUGCAUGAACAAUGGAAGAAGAAAUAUGGCUAUCACCAAGCAAUUAAGUACAAGAAUCUUCAAUCUGGGCUGAAGAUGUCAUCCAUUCGAGGAAUGGUCUCCAUCUUGCAGACACUGGCUAGGAAGUGUCCCCCGUCUCGUCUUAGUAAACAAGAUGAGGAUGGCUACACAUGUAUGCACCAUGCUGCUAAAAACAAUCGCCCACUUGUCAUUGAGUUAUUGCUGAUACAGAGACAAGAUAUUGAUGUAAGGAGACAUCAUCUCACAAAUCCAAAUGCGAAUGAAAUCUGUGGAGGCACAACGCCGUUACACCUUGCAGCUCGUUGUGGUUCUUUGGAGGCUGCUUUGUGUCUAGUUUCAAACCGUGCUGGUAUGAUCCUUGCUGAUCCUGCUGGAUGGGCGGCUAUCCAUCACGCUGCGUUCUAUGAUCAUGCUCCCAUCGUCAGGAUGUUUGUCAGGAAAUUUAUUGACCAGAUGGAACUUGAGACCUGGGACAAAUUAAGACGGACUCCAUUGCUGUUAGCAGCAAGCAGUGGUGCAUUAGAAUCAGUGAAGAUAUUGAUAGAUCUUGGAGCUAAUAUCCGUAAGACUGAUACUGAGAAGAAUACCAUGAUACACUUAGCAGCGCUUCGAUUCCAUACUAAUGUCUUGGAGUACUUUAUUGAAUGGAAUCAUCGUGAUGUGCCGGUUUGGCAGACACUUAUUGGUAUGCUGAAAUCUCAAAGCUUCCAAUGUAAAGACAGCGCUGUAAGAUCUCUAGAAGUUCUUACAACAUCCAAUAAGCAAUACUGGAAACCCAUUCUUGAAGCAGAUGGAAUUCCAGCUCUUGUUGAGAUCUUGAAGAUGCAGAAACGUGAGAUGCAAUCUCUAGGAGCAGCAGUCAUCUGUAACCUUUCUCAAAGUCCAGAGAUCCGAGAUGCUGUCGCUAAAUCUGGUGCCAUUCCUACCGUUAUUAAACUACUGAGCUCUAAAGAACAUGAUAUCCAAUCGAGAGCAGCAAUCAUUCUAGCUGAUCUAGGAACCGUUGAUGAGAAUCGUAGCAUGAUCAGCGAUGAGGGCGGCAUACCGCCGCUGAUUCAACUAAUGGAGUCACAGCUUGAGGAUGUUCUAGUUGAGGUAGUGAAUGCUGUCAGAGUGCUAUGCCUUGGUCAUCAUGUCAAUCAAACAUUAGUAGCGCAGCAUGGAGGAGUUGAACCACUGGUAGAGUUCUUGCAAGUCAAAUCGGAUGUUUUAAGAGCAGCAAGUUCAGCCGCCCUUGCUGCUCUGACCAGUAACCACACUGCGAAUCAAGACUUGGUGGUAGAACGGAACGCGGUACAACCAUUAGUCUCACUGAUUAGAGGUCGUAAUAUCUCCGUCCAGACUAAAGCUGCAGCAGCGUUGGAAUCACUAGCAGAGAACAACCCAAAGUGCCAGGCUGCUAUCUUGGAUCUACAUGCGCCUAGUGCACUCAUACGUCUCCUUAAGAUAUGGGCUCUGGAUGUGAAGGAGCAAGCUGCCUGUGGUCUAUGGGCUCUAGCAGGACAUACCAGACCACAACAGAAGAUGAUUGCUGAGUUUAUUGGAAUCAGCGGAAUAAUUGAUCUUAUUGUCAAGUCAGAAAAGCUUCAGUAUGUUGGUUGUAUGGCAAUGAUAGCGCUAACGAGAGCCAGCUCUGAUAAUCAGAAUCGUAUUGAGAAGGAGAAUGGCAUCCUCCCAGUUGUAAGAAUCCUCCGUUCUAGCAAGACAUCAGAGAGGGUCUUACAUACUGUCAUCAAGGCACUGGGAACGCUAUGUGUUGGUGUGGCCAACGUUAACAAUCCAAUCACUCAGAGAAAGAUUGCCGAAGAGUACACAAUCUCAACCCUAGUUAGCAUCUUCAGAUCUACUAGUAAUGAAUACAUCCAAGUAGAGAUUGCUAACACCUUGGCGUGUAUCAUUCUGGGAAACAAAGACAAUCAGGAACUACUCAAGCAAGAGCCACAGUUUGAGAUGCAGUUACUACUCAACUUACUACAUUCCAAGAAGAAGGAUGUUGAGCUGCAAGCUGGGAAUGCUCUGGCAACCUUUGCCUUCAAUAACACCACACAGCAGCUUGCUAUACGAGAAGCAGGAGGUCUUAAGAUGACAAUAUUUCAAGAUUUCUUAGACUCUGAAGAUGAGGAGUACCAGGCCCAUGGUGCUUUCCAGAUUGUUGUUCUUGCUCGAGUCAUCUUAGAUCGAGAUCAAGUUUCACUGUCAGCUGAAGGUGUAACGACCCUUGUACGAUUGCUACGAUCUGGUGAUGACAAUACUGUCAUACUAGCAGGUACUUUGAUGGCCAGCUUAGCGCAUACCCGUGCUGGUAUAACGGAUGCAAUGAUUACAUGUGGGUCGGUUGAGAUACUUACCAAUCAUCUAUUCUCCCAGAAUGCUGAGGUGCGAGCUGCUGCUGCCGUUGCCCUUGGUUACCUCACGUUCAAUCGCAAGGCUACACGAUUGCUCCUUGUGUCUACACGCAACACGCCUGGCUUAUAUCAACGCCUUAUGGACAACCUGGAUAAAGAUGGGAAAAUGUCACAUGACUUUACUGAUGAAUUCAGACGAGCACAAGUUGUUGGAUUACCAGCAUUGAGUUUGGAGAUUCAUGGAGGACCCCCCGCUGUUCCACCACCAAGACCAAGAGGAUUACCUCGACCUAGAACCACAAUGGGCUUCAGCAGUCGUCGUCCUGCGACUGAGCAACAGAAAAAGCGCCCUCAGGGUCCACCAAGUCGUGCCGUUUCUGCCCCAGCCAGGAGUUUGAAAUCCAGAGCAACUGAUAUUUCUAAUGAUGAGAUUGAAGGCGUUAGAAGCAUUAAGAAACGAGAUGUAGGGCCUGGAGGAGACAACAGGAGAAUCUUACUAAGAAAACCUACUGAUGAUGGCAAGAUUGCUUGGUCUUAAACAGUAGCUAGCUGUGUCCAGAUAAACAAGGUGCUUGAAUAUGGGAAUUUAGGCAUUGCAUGGUGAGGUAUCAAUGUAUACUUGGUUUAGGCAUUGCAUG